UAUACAACAAAUAAGUAAAUUUAUAUUUUGACAAUGAUCGAAAAUAUUUAAGUAAUGAAAAGAAGAUUUUUUACCAAAUACCAAGAAAAUUUAAAUAUGAAAAUACUUCUUUUGGCCCAUGUGAUGGGCCGCCUUCACAAGAGGAACGGCUACCACUACAGGCCGCAGCAGCCGCCUCCAAUCCACCAGGGCGGCUACUUCGAGCCCCAUCUCCCGGCAGUGGAGGCCCCGGAGCCGGAGAAGCCCCAGCACAGUCCCAAGAGCUACUACAGUACAUCGGGAGGAGGAGGAUCCUCGCCUUCAAACAAAGGAUCUGGAGGCUACAGCAUCGGCAGUGGCCUGCGCUCCAUUGCCCAGGGAUCGGCUGAUCAGGCCCACAGUGCGGUGACCAACCAGCAUGCGGCUGCCAAGCAGGCGGCCUACAUAGCCCAGAAUACCCUGGCUCAAGCCGCUUCCCAGGCGGCGGCCACAGCUCAAGCAGCUCUAGUGGGAAAGCAAGUGGUGCUCCAGGAGCUGGAGCAGCAGGCGGCCGAAGCCCAGAGAUCCCUUUCCCGUGAGCUGGAGCAACUGAAGGCGGCCAAGAUCUCCUCCAGACUGGCUCAGCAAACAGCUCAGGCAGCCCAUCAUCACAUAUCCGUGCUGACGGCAGCCGUAAAUAAUGCCAAAUCCGUGGCCGAGCAGGCGGAGCAGACCUCCACGGAAGUGAACAAUCAACUGGCCUCGCAAUCCCAGAUGGUGGGUCAGGCCAAGAACCGGUUGGAGCAGGUGGAGGAGCAGCUGCACCAGGCGCGAGUGGACUACGCGGCCACCAAGGAGUCCGCCUUGAAGGCGGCCAAUUCCGCAGCUGCUGCCCAGGUGAAUGCUUCCAAGGCUGCCCAGCAUGCCACCAUUGGAUUGCAUGAGAGCACCAAUCCCUCGGCCCACGGACACGAUGGUCAGGAGCUGGGCGGGGAGGAGGAGUCCUACGACGAACACCUGGAACCCAGUGGCGGAGGAGGAGUGGGUCACACGGCUGUAGGAGAAGAGCUAGGCGAGCAUGUCCGCACUCCUUAUCAAUGAAGGAUUAGCAAUCCCUUGUCACAUUGGAUUAAAAUUAGUUGAAAAACGAGUUACUCUAAACUAAGCUUAGUUGAAAAUAUUAUUUAUGAAAAUAAAAUAAAAUUCAAGUCAGUCCAAAUUGGCUGUGAGUUGUCAGCACAUAAACCCAGCAAAUAUCUGAAUAAUAUAUUAUUUUAAAU
Molecule: messenger RNA, 1238 nt
Organism: Drosophila biarmipes
Lineage: Eukaryota; Metazoa; Arthropoda; Insecta; Diptera; Drosophilidae
Exons: 2
Coding region: 55-1059 (334 amino acids)
Source: RefSeq, a predicted model, not a curated record